Messenger RNA from Penicillium cinerascens, 1437 nucleotides. RefSeq names its product alpha/beta fold hydrolase. The record is from RefSeq and is a predicted model, not a curated record. Lineage: Eukaryota; Fungi; Ascomycota; Eurotiomycetes; Eurotiales; Aspergillaceae. Bases 1 to 1437 code for a protein of 478 amino acids. The transcript has 3 exons. Gene Ontology annotation, molecular function: hydrolase activity.
AUGGGCUUCAUCAAGAGUGCCGUCAUCUUGACGCUUUCCUUUUCUUAUGGCAUUUUCACAGUAGUCCUCUACGCUUGCAUCUCCAUCAAAAAUGGCACCUACUUCACUCGCAGGACUGAAAAGGAAACCCUGGAGCUGCAAAUUGCUCGUGAUCGCCUGUGGGACCUGUCAAAGGAUUUUGCCGGUCUCUCCCACCAUAUAAUUACUCUAGCCAGUGGUUUUAAAUUCCACUUUGUCAGCAAUGAAGCACCCGGCUCACCAGCUGCCUUGAAAUCUGAUAAGCCGCUGGUUGUCUUCGUUCAUGGAUUCCCUGACAGUUGGGCCGUAUGGCGCCACAUCGUCAGCUCAUCUUCCCUCCAGGAUGCCGCGUGCUUGGUCGCAAUUGAUCUGCCCGGUUACGGAGGCAGCGAAGGCCUGGAGAAAUACUCCGCUACCGGAGUGCUGGAGAAGAUGACAGAACUCAUCAUCACGCUGCGGACCCAAUACGGAGUGGACGACGGAUUCGAGACGCGCAAGAAGAAGACCAUCAUCGUUGGCCAUGACUGGGGCUGCAUCAUCUCCAUGCGACUUGCGGCCGAGGCCCCAUCGCUUGCGGAUCGGUUCAUUCUGAGUAAUGGGCCAUUGCCGGAUCUGGUCAAAUCCAACUUGAUGCGCACGAUUGACUCGGCGCGCAAGAUGCACAAGGAUGCACAGAAUGCUCCACGCUCAUCACGCCCGCCGCUGCUCCAGGCUAUUCGAACCCUCAAGCCCCUAUUCCGCCAACUCACGCUAUCAGGCUAUAUCUUCGCGAUGCAGCUGCCCGUUCCUCUGGUUGAAUACUUACUGAUAGGCGGCAACCAGUCGCUCAUGAGAGCCGUACACAGGGGUGCCCAUGGAAAGGCCGAAUUCAACCCCCGCGACGCGGCCGAGUCCAUGGCCAGCAGUAUGGGUCCGUCUCUCGCGGAGUCCAAGACACAGACCUCCAACGGAGAAACAUACCCGAGCACCAUCAAAUACUCGCGCGAGUUCGCCAACGUGAUGAACAUGGCCGGCUACUACCGCGACGGUGCAUCGACUAGAAUCUGGCAGAAGUCGCUUGAGACCAUCGCCGGCCUCCACGGGCUCGCGGGCGGCAACGACCUCCGUCGGACCAGUAGCGGAGCAGGACUAUUCGACGAAGGAGCUCCCGGGGUGCUGAAAACAAGCUCGACCGUGUUCUGGGGCGAGAAGGACAUCGCGCUGGACCCGACGAUUUGUCUAGACGGUAUGGCCGAUUACCUCGUCGGCGGUAGUCAGGUCGUGCUGCUUCCGCGAUCAGGCCAUUUCACUCCGGUCGAGGUGGAGAGCCGCGCGGCGUUGGAGGCGGCCGUGCAAUGGGCCGUGCAGGGUGAGAAGGAGGACGUUGGAGUUGCUGUACAGAGAACGUACAAGGGUGCGAAAGUUAUCGUUCGCAGAUGA